AUGGCCGCCGAUACUCGUUGCACUUCCUACGUACUUGACAGGGGCUACCCCGAGCGCCAGAAAAUCAUGGCAGCAAACGUGGAAGGCCAGUUCGUGGAUGUGUACUUCACCCCGCAGUGCCUUGGCGGAGGUUGUAAUCGUUCCUGCACGGCGGCUCACCUCGCCAUCACACGCCUCCUCGACAUGCACGACAAGGGCAGCCGCCAUCCUUCGGGGUACCUCAUUCAGCACGCGCAUUGGCAGCUUCAAGCCGCUACCCUGGUCAUCCUGUGGGAGUCUCUCGNAGGUUGUAAUCGUUCCUGCACGGCGGCUCACCUCGCCAUCACACGCCUCCUCGACAUGCACGACAAGGGCAGCCGCCAUCCUUCGGGGUACCUCAUUCAGCACGCGCAUUGGCAGGUAGACAACUGCGCCUCCGAGAACAAGAACAACUUCUUCCUCGGCUUUGCGGGUUUGUUGGUGGCGACCAGCGUCAUCCGCGUGGUGGAGAUCAACUUCAUGAUGGUUGGCCACACUCACAUGAAGAUCGAUCAAAUAUUCUCGAGGUUCUCCCGCGGCAUCAAAGGGAAGAGCAUCUUCACGAGGACCCAACUAGCUGAAGUGCUUCAGGCGUCCUACACGGAGGUCCCAGUCUUCUGCAGCACCCUGGGGAACGAGGGCAACUUCAACGGACUCCUUCAGGGCCGCGUCAAUCGUGUCCCAGACAUCACGACCUACAGGGCUUUCCGCGUUGAAAAAGGCGGUGAUGGGCGGGUGAAGGUUCGGGUGAAGCAUCACAUGCACGGCACCGAAUGGAAAGGGAUUGGCAGAAACGGCGAUGUCGACCCAAACGCCCCUCCUCACGACCUGUUCAUCGGCCAUCCGCCUCGCAUCCAAGAUGCUCCUCCCUACGAGCUCAAGGAAGUGUCCGAUGAGAUCAUCCGCAAGGUGGAGCAGCGUUACCUGGCAUCGCACGAAAGCCUGGCUGCAACGUACCCACUAGGCGCGCAAAGAGCAAAGAACGAACAGAUGGAUUCCGUGCGGCGUCUCAAGGAGACGGGGCUGCGAGAAUUCGACCUUCCAGUACACUGGCUUCCUGACGACUACGGCGGAGCAGAAGCUGGUGUCCGCAACGGCAAUGAUAUCGAAGAGGAAGACGGUUCGGGGGGUCCCGGUGAUCGUGGUGGGGGCGACGAAACGGAUGCGUCAGACAGUGACGCGGAGGAAGCUGACUGCUUUCGAAGGGGUCGUUCUCGUGCCAUCGGAAGGUCGGCCAAUGAUCGGGACGUCGUUAGUGUCGAGGAGGGAAGUUUCGCCUUCUUCGUGGCGAGGGGGGCUCCGUUCUUGGUUGGUAGGAUAGCUGCGGAGAGCGUUGACCGUGACGGAACGCGGGGUGUGGAUCUGCACUGGUUUCGCCCGACCAACGACCACACGCGCGAUAAAGCCGCGUCCCUGACGCUUGACGAGUAUGGCGAAAGAACCUUCGUUGAAGGAUACGUCAUGACCGCUAGUGACGGCACUCGGCGAAGUGGGAAAGCAAAAAAGGUGAAGGAUGUCAGCUGGGAACCCGUAGAAGGAAUUGUUGCGACGUGCGACAAACUUGUUGGGAACGGCAGAAAGAUUCCAAACAGGGUUUUGAAGGUGCUAAGGUCUGUUGUGGGGGACGACAGAGGUAGUGCGAGCAGUGGGCGAGAAGUACAGGGGCGGCAGGGAGAGGAGGGGAGGAUGGGGGGUGGGAUUGGUGAGGUUGUACGCCCCGCCAUCAUGGAGGACGAGAACGAGACUGGGGAACAACAGCCGGAGAACGAGUCCGAGAGCGCUGAGCACGAUCAAGAGAUGGGGCGCGUUGUGACGAGUAGACCAGGGGGGGAUGGUGGUGGGGAAGAGGGAGGAGGAUCGUCCACCGGUGCAGGGGCAAGAGACGAGUCCCUGCAGGGAGCCGUGGAAGAGCCCGCCCUUGACGCGGACAGAGGAAGUGGCAGUGCAGGGGUGCGGAAGAGACCGCACUCAGACACGCAGCUUACCCAGCGAAACACUCGAGUUCGGUUGACGGCUGCACACUUUCGGCCCCGUAGUUGA
Messenger RNA from Ectocarpus sp. CCAP 1310/34, 2058 nucleotides. The record is from the annotation of a GenBank genome assembly. Lineage: Eukaryota; Phaeophyceae; Ectocarpales; Ectocarpaceae.